Messenger RNA from Elaeis guineensis (African oil palm), 1384 nucleotides. The record is from RefSeq and is a predicted model, not a curated record. NCBI's taxonomy places the organism in Eukaryota, Viridiplantae, Streptophyta, Magnoliopsida, Arecales, Arecaceae.
CAUACGUGAGGAAUGCAAUUAGGGAUAUGGUUGUCCGUGGUGCACCUGCAAUUGCGAUAGCGGCAGCCCUCUCCUUAGCUGUAGAAGUGUUUAACCUUGAUUUUGCUGGGACAUCAGGGGAUGCAGCUUCUUUCCUUGUCAAGAAAUUGGAGUACCUUGUUUCUAGCCGACCAACCGCUGUAAAUCUAUCAGAUGCUUCAACAAAACUUCAAAAUAUUGUGUCAAAGACUGCCAAGACUGCUACUGAGGCCAAAACUGUUUUUCAGGCAUAUAUUGAUGCUGCUGAAACCAUGCUUACUGAUGAUGUUGCUGAUAACAAAGCAAUUGGGUUUCAUGGAGCUAGCUUUCUUCCAUGCCAGCUAAAAGACUCAGGAAAGCUGUCUGUUUUAACUCAUUGUAACACUGGCAGUCUUGCAACUGCUGGAUAUGGAACUGCAUUGGGGGUUAUCCGUGCCCUUCAUGCUGGAGGAUCUUUAGAAACAGCCUUCUGCACUGAAACACGACCAUUUAACCAGGGAUCCAGGCUCACAGCCUUUGAAUUAGUUCAUGAUGAGAUACCUGCAACUUUGAUAACAGAUUCUGCUGCUGCUGCACUGAUGAAAGCUGGCCGUGUUAAUGCAGUCAUUGUGGGGGCUGAUCGUAUUGCUGCAAAUGGUGAUACUGCCAACAAAAUUGGAACCUACAGCCUUGCUGUUUCUGCAUCAUAUCAUGGGAUACCAUUUUAUGUGGCAGCACCUAUAACUUCUAUUGAUCUCUCACUUUCAUCUGGGCAACAAAUUGUUAUAGAGGAAAGAUCACCGAAAGAGUUGUUAUGUUCUGAUGGAGGACUUGGAAAGCAAGUAGCUGCAUCUGGGAUUGCUGUCUGGAACCCAGCAUUUGAUAUUACCCCAGCUAAUCUGAUGACAGCUAUUAUAACAGAAAAGGGUGUCAUCACAAAGGCCACUGCCGAUGCUUUUGAUAUAAAGGGUUUUAUACAGAAAGCACAAGGUAACGACAUCGAAUAGAGAGUUUUUUGUUUGAUGGGCACAUGGAGAAGAGCUGCUGAUAUGAGCAUUUUCCAACAAGGUAUGCAUCAAUGCUGGUGCUCCAUGGAGCUCUCUUGUUCUUGGAUGAAACAAAAACAUCUGGCUUAGCUUUCCUUUUCUUUUCCCUGUUUUUUAAUGAGUCUUGUAGUCCUGUUGCAUAAAAUAUAACAUUGUGGAUGUAUGUAUACUGAAUUAGGCUUAAUACAAUGGAUCAUUGCCAGAUAUUGUUCUUGUAAGUUAUGAACUGAGCUCACUCAACUGCAGAGUACUUGAUUGGUCCAAAAAGUAUUUGAAUAUGUUCCUAGCACCAUGAAACAUUUCUGGGAUAUAUAUUUCGGCCAUAGGCUGUUUUGCUUAAA